Molecule: messenger RNA, 1404 nt
Organism: Cordyceps militaris CM01
Lineage: Eukaryota; Fungi; Ascomycota; Sordariomycetes; Hypocreales; Cordycipitaceae
Product: Pal1 cell morphology
Exons: 5
Coding region: 1-1404 (467 amino acids)
Cellular component (GO): cytoplasm
Source: RefSeq, a predicted model, not a curated record
AUGUCUUCCGAGCCGCCAGCGGCUGGGCUGUCGAAUUCUCCGUUUGACGACCCUACAUCUCACCGACCGCUUUCGCGCAAUCCUUUCCUGGACCAACCUCCGGCCGUGCGCUCACCCGGCGCAGUGUCUACUCAUUCUGACUCCCAGAGCUUGUCAGCGGAGGAUAUAUUUUCUCUCCUUCCCAAGUCAUUCAUACCACCCUACUCUGACUUUCAGCCAUCAUCUCUACCAAACGCGAAGCGACCUAUGGAGCGACGCGCACCACCACCCCCCCGCCUUGGCGAGAAGCCCGGCGCUCAACCUCUGCCCGGCAUGCAGAAGCACCGGCCAACAAAGUCCCAAGAGGAGGCCCUCAGAGCGAGGAAGCAAGCUCAAGGCUCCCAGCCUGGUAUAUCACAAUCUCCGCAGAGAAGGUCUCAACGACGACCGCGACGUAAUUCUGAGUCUUCGGUUAGGGACUUCGAUACCAAACCCAUCACGGACGAGGAGCGGAAAUUGGUCGAAGAAAAGCGUCGCGCGAAGGACAAGCUGCGGCGUGAGGGUCGUGAUGGGAAAGAUAAGGGCCGGUCGGGCAGACCGAGCCGUCGGAUCGAUAUCAUUGACCAGCUGGACGCGACAAGCAUCUACGGAACCGGGUUGUUCCAUCAUGACGGUCCAUUUGAUGCACUGCACCCGCACCGCAAUCGACAGAGCAGUCGCCGCGCCCCGAUGCAAGCAUUUCCGAAAGAUUCGCUCAAUAACUCUAUUGGCGGUUCCGGGCCUCUCAACCCACAAGCAGAUCAUUCGACCUUCAUGGGAGAAACUGCCGAAGCAUUCAGAGACUAUGCGGCCGGUGCCCGUGCUAAGAAUUCCACCAUCUUCAAUCCUGUAGCUCGUGGCGAUGUAAUCCAUGGUGAUGAGAGCCAUGGUCUCGGUACCUCAACCUUCUUGGAGGGAACUCCGGCUGCGCGCGCUGCUAUUGCUCGACACCGGGCUGAGGAGGCGCAGGAAGCAGUGACCGGGGGUAUACAGCGAAAGAAGUCUUUGGCGCACCGUAUCCGAUAUAUGAACAAGGGUCCUCGUGAAUAUCACAGCGCUGGACAAUAUUCUCCUGACGCAGUACCAUCCCGCCAUGCUGACGGCUCUGAACCCAACCAAGGCUACUUCUCCGAAUUUGGCAAGGGCGAAGAUAACAUAACGGUCCAGCGCCGAGACGGCACCCUCUCGCCGGUCAGUCCGCCGCCUGUUCCAAGACGUGGCUCUGGCGCAACUCUUGAGAGGCGAGCCACAACAGAUGCCACCGGCCCAUCAGAGGAAACCCCCGCGAAACAAAGUAGCCUUCUAGGAAGAAUGAAGAGCUUAAAGGGUGGCAGGAAGCCCAGGAAUGUGGACGGUGCCAAUAGUGUUUCGGCAAACCAGGGGUGA